AUGUCAAAACCAACACCGAAAUUUGAGGUUUGUGUCGAUUCUGUGAUAUCCGCUAUAAAUGCAGAAAACGGAGGGGCAUCGCGUGUUGAGUUGUGUGAUAAUUUGGCAGAAGGUGGGACUACACCAAGCUCAGGAAUGAUUUCAAUGUCCCUUAAACGUUUGAAAAUUCCAGUGAUGGUCAUGAUAAGGCCGAGAGGUGGAGAUUUCUGUUACAAUGAAGAAGAAUUCGAAAUUAUGUGUUUGGAUAUUCAGCAUGCGAAAAUUCUUGGGGCACAUGGUGUCGUUUUUGGAAUUUUAAAACCUGAUGGUAGCGUAGAUGUUGAAAGAGUUGCCAAAUUGGUUGAAAUUGCGAGUCCUAUGAAAGUAACUUUUCAUAGGGCAUUCGAUAUGACGAAUGAUCCAUUAAAAGCUCUUAAUGAUAUCAUUAGUAUUGGAAAUAUACAACGAAUCCUUGCCAGCGGUUGUGAUAGUACUGUAUUAGAAGGCUUAGAGACAAUUGUGGAAUUGGCAAAACAAGCCCAAGACCGAAUUAUUAUUAUGCCUGGCGGAGGAAUACGUGAGUCAAACAUAUCAAGAAUCCUUGCGGCAACAUAUUUGCAAGAAAUGCAUGUAUCAGCCAGUACUACAAUAUCUUCCUCUAUGAUACAUAAAACUUCAAAUAUUCACAUGGGAAGAGCUUUUUAUAAUAGUGAAUAUUUGAUAAAUGCAGUAAGUGAAGAAAGAUUAAUAAAGAUGAUUGACAUUGCUAGUAGGUUUACUGGGUAA
Molecule: messenger RNA, 765 nt
Organism: Dentiscutata heterogama
Lineage: Eukaryota; Fungi; Glomeromycota; Glomeromycetes; Diversisporales; Gigasporaceae
Source: the annotation of a GenBank genome assembly